This is a messenger RNA of Sus scrofa (pig), 6330 nucleotides long. It is a transcript of the gene USP43, whose product is annotated as ubiquitin specific peptidase 43. The record is from RefSeq and is a predicted model, not a curated record. Gene Ontology annotation, biological process: protein deubiquitination. NCBI's taxonomy places the organism in Eukaryota, Metazoa, Chordata, Mammalia, Artiodactyla, Suidae. Gene Ontology annotation, molecular function: cysteine-type deubiquitinase activity.
UCCGCCUCCGCCCCGCCCCGCCCGGUCCGGUACACCUGGCCCGCAGGUAGCCGGCGCCCUGGUGCUUCUCGGAGCCUGGAAGGGCCUGGUGACCGCUCCUCCGCCCGCGGCUCAGGGACUGGCCACUCCGCUCCGGGAGGGGCGCCAGAGGGAGCCAUGGACCCGGGCGCGGGGGCCGCGGCCGCGGAGGGGCCGCCCGCGCCCCGGCCCAGACGCCGCCGCUCCCUGCGCCGCCUGUUCACCCGCUUCCUGCUGGCGCUGGGCAGCCGCUCCCGCCCCGGGGACUCACCGUCCCGGCCCCGGUCCCAGCCUCCUCCGGGACACGGCGAUGGCGACGGGGAAGGGGGCUUCGCGAGCGCCCCAGGAGCGGAUCCAGCCGCGCCCGGAAGCCCCGGGGAGGAGCGCCCGCCGCGACCCCAGCCCCAGCUUCCCGCCGGCGACGGGGCGCGGCCCCCGGGAGCGCAGGGCUUGAAGAACCACGGCAACACCUGUUUCAUGAACGCCGUGGUGCAGUGUCUCAGCAACACCGACCUGCUGGCCGAGUUCCUGGCGCUGGGGCGCUACCGGGCGGUGCCGGGCCGCGCCGAGGUCACCGAGCAGCUGGCGGCGCUGGUGCGCGCGCUCUGGACGCGCGAAUACACGCCCCAACUUUCAGCCGAGUUCAAGAAUGCUGUCUCCAAGUACGGCUCUCAGUUCCAAGGCAACUCCCAGCACGACGCCCUGGAGUUCCUGCUCUGGCUGCUGGACCGUGUGCACGAGGACUUGGAGGGCUCGGCCCGGGGCCCGACCGCCGACAAGCUUCUCCCCGAAGCCAGGAAGACCUCUGAGAACCCCCCGUCGCCAUCGGCUCAGCUCUCUCUAGGCCAAAGCUUUGUCCAAAGCCACUUCCAAGCACAAUAUAGAUCUUCCUUGACCUGCCCCCACUGCCUGAAACAGAGCAACACCUUCGACCCUUUCCUGUGUGUGUCGCUGCCGAUCCCCUUGCGCCAGACGAGAUUCUUGAGCGUCACCUUGGUCUUCCUCUCUCAGAGCCAGCGGUUCCUGCGGGUUGGCCUGGCUGUGCCCAUCCUCAGCACGGUGGCAGCCCUGAGGAAGAUGGUCGCAGAGGAAGGCGGCAUUCCUGCGGCUGAGGUGAUCUUGGUUGAACUGUAUCCCAAUGGGCUGCAGCGGUCUUUCUUUGAUGAAGAGGACCUGAAUACUAUUGCAGAGGGAGAUAAUGUGUAUGCCUUCCAAGCCCCUCCAUCACCCGGCCAGGAGAUGCUCUCAGCUUGUCCACCUGGCCUGCCCGUCUCCCCGCGCUUGGCUGCCCGUGAGGGUCAGAGACUAUCUCGGCCCGUCCCCGGCGAGAACAAGGUGCUAAUCCUUUUCUGUAACUUGGUGGGCUCAGGGCAGCAGGCCAGCAGAUUUGGGCCACCUUUCCUGAUAAGAGAGGACAGGGCCAUCUCGUGGGCCCAGCUCCAGCAGUCCAUUCUCAACAAGGUCCGGUAUCUCAUGAAGGGCGAGGCGCCCGUACAGAACCCGGGGUCGCUGUUCUCCAUCCGGGUCGUGGGGCUCUCCCUGGCCUGCAGCUACUUGUCCCCACAGGACAGUCGGCCCCUCUGCCACUGGGCAGUUGACAGGGCUCUGCACCUCAGGAGGCCGGGAGGCCCCUCGCACGUCAAACUGGCUGUGGAGUGGGACAGCGGCACCCAGGAGCGCCUGUUCGGGAGCGUCCAGGAGGAGCGGGUCCAGGACGCGGACAGCGUGUGGCAGCAGCAGCAGGCGCACCAGCAGCACAGCUGCACCCUGGACGAGUGUUUCCAGUUCUACACCAAGGAGGAGCAGCUGGCCCAGGACGACGCGUGGAGGUGCCCGCACUGCCAGGCCCUCCAGCAGGGCGUGGUGAAGCUGAGCUUGUGGACGCUGCCCGACAUCCUCAUCAUCCACCUCAAAAGGUUCUGUCAGGUGGGCGAGAGGAGAAACAAGCUCUCCACGCUGGUGAAGUUCCCGCUCUCCGGGCUCGACAUGGCUCCCCACGUGGCCCAGAGAAGCACCGGCCCCAAGGGCGCGCCGGGCCCCUGGCCCUCCUGGAAGCAGCCGGCCUGCCUGCCCACCAGCUACCCGCCGGACUUCCUGUACGACCUGUACGCCGUCUGCAACCACCAGGGCAGUUUGCAAGGUGGGCAUUACACAGCCUACUGCCGGAACUCUCUGGACGGCCAGUGGUACAGUUACGAUGACAGCACAGUGGAACCGCUUCUAGAAGAUGAGGUCAAUACGCGAGGGGCUUAUAUCCUGUUUUAUCAGAAGAGAAACAGCAUUCCUCCCUGGUCAGCCAGCAGCUCCAUGAGAGGUUCCACCAGCUCCUCCUUGUCUGACCACUGGCUCCUCCGGCUUGGGAGCAAUGAUGGCAGCACGAGGGGCAGCCUGUUGUCCUGGAGCUCUGCCCCCGGCCCUGCCCUGCCCCGCGGACCUGAGCCCGCCUUCGCCACCAGCAGCCUGCCCCGGCAGGAAAAGGGAGGCUCGGAGUCCAGGCCUCUGGCCCGGGGUGUGCAAGGCCGAAGCAUCAGCAUGAAGGGCCGUGCCCCUCCCCGAGCCAAGCAGGGGGCCUUCAAGACCAUGCCCCUUCGGUGGUCUUUUGGGACCCGGGAGAAACCCCUGGGCGCAUCUGUCGAGCUGGUGGAAUACUUAGAGUCCAGAAGGAGACCUCGAUCCACGAGCCAAUCCAUCGUGCCGCUGCUGACCGCGGCGGCCGGCGGGGACGAGAAGUCCAAUGCCACCCUUUCUGCCGCGAGUGUCGAUGGAGGGCCCGCCGGUGACAGAGUGCUGGCCGGAGCGCCCUGCCCCUCGGGACACCCCAGCCACUGUGCCGUCCCGGUCAACUCGGAUGGGCCAAACGCAGCCAGGAAACUCAAGGAAAGUGCAAGUCAGGAUAUCAGGCUGCCCAGGCAGUUCGACCUGCCCCUCCCAGUGAUGUCCUCAGCGGAGAACGGGAGGCGAGCCUGGCCGGGGGACAGCAGCCAAGCACCCUCCCCCAAGGAUGCUCUGAGCACUGCCGCGCUGUCUAGAAACAGUGCUGGUGGUCGCGGAAAUACUUUGGACAAGAUGCGGGCUGGUGCGGAGAGAAAGGACUCCGAGACAGACAGGUUCCCGCAGGGGACACUCACCCUCCUGAGGUCCGUGUUCUGGAAGAAAGAGAACAGGAAGAGCGAGAGGGCGGAGGCGGCCCCCCCGGCGGCCCCCGGCUCCCUAGGGAGCGGCAGGCUGAGCCCCGCUGUGGGUGAGCAGGCCCGAGGCUCCUCUCCAUCGCUCAGGAUCCGAGAGAGCCUGGCCAGGGGUCCAGCGGGCCCCCUGGAAAGGGAUGGGUCAGCCCCCAGCUCUCUGCACCUCCCUCGCAAGGCCGGCAGGCCCCCGCGGGCCAGUGCCCUGGGCACAUCACAGAGGAUUGCUCCCGGGGAACAGACGUCUUUGGGCGCCUUGCCAAAGGUGAAGUACCACACGCUCUCCUUACGUCGGAAGAAAACAUUGCCCGAGUCCAGCCUCUGAUGGUGGGUGUGUCCCGGUGAUGUGUGGACCUGGCCUAUUCUCUCGACUCUGCACUGAGCACCUACCUGUGUUGGUAAUGAGACUUGGGGGAGCCAGUUGUCUUGUGACCUCUGAAAAUAGUAAGAAUUAAAAAAAAAAAAUUGUUUGGUUUCUGCAUCUAGAUUUCCAACACCGAACUUCCAAAAAUACCUACCUGUAUUGUUGGCUGCUUUUAUACUUCAAGACCACCAGAGGGCGCUGGUGGGUCAGCAUAAUCAUUUCAGGGCAAGAAAUGCUGUUUUGUUCAAACAGUUCCAGGGUUUAAGUAUUUGUACUAAAGGGUGAAUGGAUGGGGGCAAAACAUAGAGCGUAACUCUGUGAAGAAGGCUAAUGAAUAAGAAUCUUCAGUAUCAAAUCAAAUACUGUCAUUGGCUUCCCCUAUUUAAUUAUUAUUUUUUUCAAUAGUGGACUUAAAGGGAAAAUCUUCUUUUCCUCUUCAUAUUUCUCUGGGACAAAGCAUGAAGGAUGCAAAGAAAGGUGGUAGUGACAGUAAAGCAGGAUUCUAAAAGAACUGAGAUGGCAAGAGAAAUGACAGAUUUUAGGAGAGUAUUUAAUAUGUAACACAAUAAUUGUAUUAAACUUUUCCAAGGUAUUUAAAGAAGAUAACUAUUUUGAUACUAAGGAAAAAGGGAAGUUUUUUUUUUAAAAAAUGUAACUAUGAGAUCUAUGUACAAUUUUAAUAAAAGCUCACUGGUGAAAUGUACAAAUGGCUCUCUGAAUUAUUCAAGUUAGACAAAUUAUCUUGUUUUGUUUCUGCUGCAUAAACUUAGCUCACUGCACGUUUUAAAUAUGUGUUCUUUUUUGGCUUCUUUUCCCUUCUAGGUUAUUAAAAAAGACUGAGUGCUGUGGUAUACAGUAGGUUCUUGUUGAUUAUCUAAGCUCCUUGCUGUUGAUCUCAGAAAAGCCAUGGAUUGAGUUGGUUCUGAAAAUUUCAAGUGCUUUUAAUUAAAAUGACUCGCUGUUCUCUGAGGAAAUGGAAGUCUCCCCAGUUUCUCUCUGGCGCGCAUGUGCUUUCAAGGACCAGUGUCUGAGCCUGUCUUAAUGGACCAUCACUUUGUCACCGGCCAGGGUCCUUGGACUCUUUAUCCAGUAGAAAUCGAUGAGAGGCCAGAUGAGGAAACCAGACAAGGGACUUUACUGGGCCUCAUGUUACAGCAGGAGGAAGUGAAAAUGAAAAUGGGUAACAGGUGCCCUUGCCUGCUCAUGGGGGUGGGGCGAGCUAGUCCUUUAAAUGGGGGGGGGGCACGGAUGGGUGGGUCUGGCGGGAUCUGCCCACCUCCUUGGCGGUGCCGUGGGCAGGGAUCGUGCCCAGGACCCUGCUUUUGCUCCCAGGACCUCAGAAGUGGCAGCUGGGCUUUGACCUCUUUGUAUCAUGUUCAUAAUUGGCCCCUGCUGGGCACGUGCGCCGUUAUUCUUGGUCCCCUGUGGUUUCUCGGUACCUGCUGCUGGAGGAGAUGUUUGUCCAGGGGCAAGCUCCUGGGUAAAGGGUCCCAGAUCCCAGGUGGCAGCCUGCCUCCGGUUGGCUGUCCUCUGUCUCCGAGAGCUUUGCCCACUGCUCAGUGGCUGUUCUAACACCUGUCCCCCCGCUCCUUACUGGGGAGCGGCUAAGCCUGAUCCCAGGUCGGGGGCUUGUCAUUUGAAGUUACUGGCAAGUCUGUGAGUCCACUUUAACCAUCCAUUUUCUAGAAAUACUUCCUUUCUGCUGGGCACCGUUUGUGAAAGACCCCUGACUCCAAAAAUUAGUUUUUCGUCAUACGCAUGGCCUGACUCACGGGUGAGUCUCUGCUGCCACUUUUUUCUCUUAAGGAAGAAUGAGAGUCUUUUUACUCCCCGCCCCCGAGGGAAAGACACUGUCCUUUCGCGCCACGGUUCCAAGACAGAAAGAACUGAGAUCACAGAAGGAGAAAGCAGGGGAUCGGCCACCUGACCCAGAGGGACUGCGGUUCCGGUUCCGGGAGACCUGUGGGUUUACGUUUCCAAAGAGGUCUCUGCGCUCCUCAAGUCCUGAUCCCUCCCGCGGCGAGGGAGGCGGGGCCGUCCGUGCCCCCGCCCCCUCCCGGGUGACCGGAAUCUAGGGAGACUAGGUGUCGUCGGUCCCCCCCCCACUCUAGUUCUUUCCCCUCUGCUGACCUUCAGUUGUCAUUUCUCGAUCCCUUGACCUUCCCAAGCCUGGUCUCAAUGGCUUUGGCCUCCAAGGGAUGGGGCCGUGACUCAGGCCUGCACCCCCAGGCGUCUCCCUAAAAACCCUUGCGUAUCAUGAACAAGUCCCCGUGGUUAGCAGUUUCCUCUGUGACACCCCGUAAAUUGGGGCAUUUGCCUUAGGCUCUGACGUUGGGACAGGAAGAGGCAAUUACACCUGGUCCCUGGUUGUUCUGGCUGCCACCCCGGGUCUUCAGCGAGGAAGCUUGAGGCCCCUUGGUCUCUGUUCCCCUGAGGUUGCUUCUCCCUCCAGAGGGACCCGGUCGGGAAGGCGGGGAGGACAGAGCAUGGGAAAGGAUUCUGCCCAAACUGGAGGCACCGUCCCAGCCUUGACCGUGCAUCUGAGCGUGCACAGUGGGCGUCUGGUCAAGGGUGUUUAAGGAGGACGCGCGGCACAAGUACCGGGUUGCUUUUUUCAAAUCACAAAGCUGCCCCCUCGAGAUGGGAGUGUGAGGUGGGUUGAAAGCCGUGGAGCCAGAUUCAAAGCGGCCUGUGACUGAGCUCACUCAGCAUGCUGGCAAGGGCCUCCCACCCUCCUCUGCGAGCCUGGGUACCCUGCCUGGACCC